This is a messenger RNA of Staurois parvus, 573 nucleotides long. The record is from the annotation of a GenBank genome assembly. NCBI's taxonomy places the organism in Eukaryota, Metazoa, Chordata, Amphibia, Anura, Ranidae.
GGAGAGUACACAGUCAUUGCUGGACAAGACAGAGCAGUAGCUGAACUCUUGAUCACAGAAGCUCCAGCAGAUUUUGUUCAACAUCUCCAAGACCAAACUGUUAUUGAGUUUGAGGAUGCUGUUUUCACUUGCCAGCUCUCAAAAGAGAAAGCAGCUGUGAAGUGGUACCGAAAUGGCCGGGAACUUAGAGAGAACAAAAAGUAUCAAUUUGAAAAAGAUGGAAGCCUCCACAGACUUAUUAUUAAAGACUGCAGACCAGAGGAUGAAUGUGAAUAUUCUUGUGGAGUAGACGAGAGAAAAUCAAGAGCAAGACUUUUUGUUGAAGAAAUCCCAAUUGAGAUUAUCCGACCACCUCUUGAUAUUUUUGAAGCUCCAGGCUCUGAUGUUAUCUUUGAGGCUGAGCUAAAUAAGGACAGAGUAGAGGUGAAAUGGCUCAGAAAUAACAUGAUCAUUGUCCAGGGAGACAAACAUCAAAUGAUGAGUGAAGGAAAGGUUCAUAGGCUACAAAUUUGUGAAAUUAGACCCCGUGAUCAGGGAGAAUACAGAUUUGUUGCUAAGGAUAAAGAUGCCAGA